This is a messenger RNA of Aspergillus ruber CBS 135680, 1140 nucleotides long. RefSeq lists its product as uncharacterized. The record is from RefSeq and is a predicted model, not a curated record. Bases 1 to 1140 code for a protein of 379 amino acids. NCBI's taxonomy places the organism in Eukaryota, Fungi, Ascomycota, Eurotiomycetes, Eurotiales, Aspergillaceae. The transcript is spliced from 2 exons.
AUGUAUAAAGAAAACACCUAUUGGAAAAAUGUCCUCACCAUUGUGCCCAUUGUGAGCUCCGGCGUCGCUACCAUCAUCUAUUUCUUACGACUGUUUGCUCGGCGAGUGGGAGGAACAAGGAAAUGGCAGCUGGAGGACGUGCUUAUGGGGAUUGGGGUGCUGAUUUCUUAUGGCGCUACUGUCUUUGUCGUUUAUACCGCUUUUAAUGGCGUCGGCUUGCCGACUCGCACCCUGCCCCCCGAUGAACGUCGUCGCGUUCAAUUCGGUUCUUGGAUGAUCCAGAAGUUCUGGGCGCCAUCAAUGGCGUUUAUCAAGAUCUCGAUCAUCGUCUUUCUCCGCCGUCUGCUCGGAACCUUGACCUUCUAUCGCGCGUUUACAAUGGGCCUGAUUGCAUUCGUCACCUGCUGGGCAGUAGCGGCUUUGCUGGUUAAUAUCUUUCAAUGCUGGCCGGUCCAGUAUUAUUACGACAAGGAUUUGAAUGGAAACUGUAUGAGACAUCAACGGGAAUUCUUCCAGUGCAUGGGAUCGUUGGCAUUGGCCGAGGAUGUGUUUAUCCUGUGCCUGCCCAUUCCGGUGGUUUGGCGGUUGAGAAUCACCAUGAGACAAAAGUUUGCCGUAACCUUCGUCUUUUCCUUGGGCGGACUGGUCUGCAUCUUCAGUCUGCUUCGCCUCAUUGAGUUCCGCAGGUUCGUCGUCACCGACCUGGCCUCGUCCAGUGCCCUCGAAUCCAUCUGGACCGUGCUCGAGAUCAACGUCGCCAUCAUCACCGGUUCGUUGCCGCUGUUGAGACCAUUGCUCCAGGGCAUUUUAGGCCGUAUGCGCUCCGCCAGUAAUAGCAAACGUUCACAUCCUUCCAGCGGCAGAUAUUGCCGACCGUCCAUGCCGACGCCGCCAGCUGACCUGCACAAAUACUUUGAUCCCCGACCACUGGACCAUACCACCACGGUGAAAUCAUCCGCAAGAGAGACGACAAUGCCACCUACUCAGUUCUGCAAUUAUGAAAGAGAUCUGGAAGGCCACCAGCUCUCCGAUAUCGAGCUGCAAGGGAUUGCAGUAACGACGGGGUUAGACCAAGAGGUUGAGGACAAGUCUGAUAUUGGCAAUGCAGAGCCUGUUUCUAGUCGGAACUGGCCGUUGUAA